Messenger RNA from Prorocentrum cordatum, 570 nucleotides. The record is from the annotation of a GenBank genome assembly. Lineage: Eukaryota; Dinophyceae; Prorocentrales; Prorocentraceae.
AUGGAGGACAGCUUCUCGGUCCUGGAGCAUUCCGUGCUCAAUCCCGCGAACACCGUGUUCAGUUUUCUGACGAUCAUGUGCGUCGCCAACAUGUUUAUCAUCGGCAGGACCAGGACCAUCAAGGACCGGCUCGGGAAUGCGAACUUGAAGUUCAUGGGCGCGCGGGUUCUUCUCCUCGUCAUCGCGAUCCAGGAGCAGGCGGCGCAGGUCCUCACCUCGAACUCCGAGCUGCACAACAAGGUGGUCGCGAAGGCGAAGGACCACGGCCUGGACGUCUCGGCCUUCGAGCUCACCGAGCUGCAGGCGGACCUGCUGCACCUCUCCCUCCUGAACUUUGAGUGCUUGCUCGUCGUGGUCUUCAACGCGUUCGCCUGGAGGGACCUCGACCUGGAGAAGACUGGCGUUGCGGACUACGGUUACUCGAACCUCUGCGCCGACGAGGAGGCGCCCUGCGAGGCGGGAGAGCCUGCGGCCGGGAGCGGGUUCGCCCAGAAGGUGGCCUUCGCGUUCCGCGCGCGGCAGGGCGCGCCGCUGCUGCUCGGCACCGAGUCGCCCUCGGGCCAGCGCUGA